This is a messenger RNA of Stylonychia lemnae, 11739 nucleotides long. The record is from the annotation of a GenBank genome assembly. Lineage: Eukaryota; Ciliophora; Spirotrichea; Sporadotrichida; Oxytrichidae.
AUGGAAGAUAGUAUCAAUGAAUGGUGGAAGCAACUUACCAGAGUUUCAAAGACUCACAUUAGUUAAUAUCAAGAACCAAUGGCCAUGCUUAACUAUCUUAUUCAAGAGUUGGAAAAAUUCAAAGAUUAUAUGCCUAUGAUCUCAGCUCUUAGGUCAAAAGGCCUAGAAAAGAGACAUUGGGUAAUGCUCUCUAAAUAGCUUGGCUUCGAUGUUGAGCCUCAAAACCUUACUUUACAAAAACUGAUUGACAGAAAGAUGUAUGAGGGCACUAAACUUGACAUUAUUAAGGGAGUGAGCGAGAUAGCAAUUAAAGAAUACGCCAUUAAGACAACCUUAGAUGCCUUAGAUCACGAACUAAGAAUUCUUGAAUUCUAGCCCAUUAAGUACAAAGAGACAAAUACUUGCAUUAUUAAAGGCAUAGAUGACUUAAUCACUGCAUUCGAAGAGUCAUCCAUUAAAAUUUUAGCUUUAAAAUCAAACCAAUACGCUAAGCAUUUCAUUGAUAAGAUAAUGAGAGUCGAAAAAGAAUUGAAAAUUAUUGUGGAUGUCUUAGAUGAAUGGGUCAAGGCACAGAAAAGUUGGAUUUAUCUUGAACCAAUUUUCCAAUAGUAGGACAUUGCUAAGCAAAUGAUGAAUGAAUCUUAGAAAUUCUAAUCACUUGACGCUUUCUACAAAAGAGAAAUAUCGAACAUUAAUAUUGACCCAGGUGUUCAGAGAUAUUGCAGAAAAGAUGGACUUAUCACUUAGCUUUAGUAUGUCAACAAAGAAUUCGAGAAUAUAACUAAAGGUCUUUCAGUUUAUUUGGAAUCAAAGAGAGAGUACUUUGCAAGAUUCUACUUCUUGUCAAACGAAGAAAUCAUCGAAAUUCUAGGCUAGAUGAGGGAGCCUAGAAACGUUCAAAAGUUUCUUAAUAAAAUCUUUGAGGGCAUAGAUUACUUAGGAUUCCUGCCUAAUGGAGAAAUAAGUGGCAUUUAUAGUAAAGAAGAAGAAUAUAUUGCGCUUAGGAAUAAUAUUGAAGCAACAGAAAGUGCAGAAAACUGGUUGAAGACUCUUGAGUAUGAAAUGAAGGAGUCAGUAAAGUAUGUUAUUCAUCAAUCAGUGGUUGACGUUAGAAUGAGAGACUUUGAGAGUUGGGUAAAAUCUUGGUAAGGGCAAGUUGUCGUUGUUGUCAUGAAUAUCAUUUUGACUGAGACUCUUACUGACAUAUUCAACAAUUAAGAACCUCACAGACUAAAAGAUGUUCUAAAGCAAAUUCUAUUUGAAAUAGAGACUUUGACUAAAAUGAUCAGAACAAAACUAGAUUACAACACUAGGACAACAAUUUCAAGUCUGCUAACAAAUAGAGUGCAUGCAAGAGACACUCUAAAGUAAAUGAUAGAUUCAGAUAUCAGAUAUUCAACUGACUUCCUCUGGAAUGUAAUUAUGAAGUAUGAAUAUCAACUUUAAGUCAAUAAGCCCCUAGGCAUGACCAGUAGCAGUAGAAUGGAUUUCAAGCAAAAUACUACAAUAAAUCUUGAUAGGCUUGGGAACGUACAACCAAGUGAAUAAUCUAAUUCGUAACUAAGGCAUUAAGAUAGUAUGAAGAGCAAGACAAGUGAUAAAUCAUAAAAAUCACUAAAGUCAUCAAAAUCGUCAAUCAGCAAGCAAAGUUAUAGAUCAAAAGCUACUAUUAGUCCGUCAAAGUAAACUUUACAAAAGCCAUCUGCUUUGGACAUGUUCAAACUCUAAGAUAGGGAACAGGAGCUUUCUUCAUUUAAGAACCAAGAAGUUUACACUCUUCAUGUGAGUAUGAUCGAUGCCAGAAGACCAUAUGGGUAUGAGUAUCUAGGAAACACUUAGAGAAUUGUAAUAACGCCAUUGACUGAUAGAUGCUACAGAUCUCUCUUUAUGGCUCUACAUUACAAUUAUGGUGGAUCGCCAGAAGGACCAGUCGGCACAGGAAAGACUGAAACAACCAAGGAUCUUUCAAAAUGUUUAGCAAAGCAAUGUUUUGUGUUUAACUGUUCAAGCUCACUGAACUAUAUCGCCAUGACUAAAUUUUUCAAAGGAUUGGCAACAAGUGGAGCUUGGAGUUGCUUUGAUGAAUUCAACAGAAUCGACUUAUCAGUUUUAUCAGUGAUAUCUCAAAUCAUCAUUAUAAUCUAAGGUGCUAUUAGGGAAAAUAGGACUGAGCUUGUAUUUGAGGAGACUCCAAUUUAAUUCAACAAGGAUUGUGCCAUAUUCAUCACAAUGAAUCCUCAAUAUAUUGGAAGAACUGAACUGCCAGAUAAUCUGAAGUCACUAUUCAGACCAGUUGCAAUGAUUGUGCCUGACUCAGUAUUGAUUUCUGAGAUUUUGCUUUAUGGCUUUGGAUUCUUGCAAGCCAAAUCAUUGGCUAGAAAGAUAGUGAGAGCAUUUAACCUCGCUAAGUAAUAGUUAAGCAACCAAAUCCAUUAUGACUUUGGACUUAGAAGUAUCAAGAUUGUCCUUCAAAUAGCAGGGCUUAUGAAACUGAAAGCCUCAGGAGUGAUUGAGCCUGACUUUAAGAUAAAGGAAGGAAAGAAAAAUAAGAAGAAGGAUAUUUCGGAUGACGGAGACAUAAGCACGUUGAAUAGAAAGAAUGACUCCACAAUUACAAUUGACAACAAGAAAAAGGCAAAAAAGAAGAAAAAGAAGAGUAUUAAGCAAGCCAACCCUUAGAAAUAAGCUAAAAAUAAUUAGAUCAACAAGACUCUUAUGAAAAAGAUUACUAUGAUAAAUAAAAAGUUAUCUGAGUCUAGCUUGGAAACAACUCAUGCAGCACAAUUUGAGAGGAAACUAUCAGCUUAAAGUGAUGAACUCAGUAAUAACUAUAAUCAUAGAUUUUUCAAAAGAGAAAAGCCUGCACUAAAGAAAACAGGCCCAAUUAUAAGCAGUGACAAUGAUGAUGAAGAUUCCCUUGCUUUUGACUCCUCAGACAACGAAGAAGAUAAAGGUAGAGACUCGUUGUAUUUGGAUUUCUAAAUCCUAUAUACCAGGAAUCAAAAGAGCUGCCAAAAGUAUUCGAAUGAGAGAAAGAAGCUCAUUCGAGGUAAUGUUGAGAAGAUGAUGCUCAAGAGACUUGAAUUUAUCGCUGAGCAUAAGGACGAGGCUAAGCAGACUAGAAAACUCAUGAAAAUACUAGGAAUUGAUGAAGAGUAGGCUAUUGAGGAUGAAGAGAAAAUAGAAGAGUUCAUAGUUCUCAGAGCCAUAAAUGAUACUAAUGUGCCUAAACUUCACCAAACUGAUACUAUCAUUUUCAGAGGAAUCACCGAUGAUAUAUUCCCAAAGACGCUUCAGUCCUAAGUCAAGUACGGAUCACUUAAGAACCUGGUGGAACAAGUACUUAACCAGAAGAGCUUCCAAGUGACUGGGGAGAUAGUGCAGAGAAUCUUGCAUCUUUACGAUAGUGUAAUGGUGAGACACGGAGUAAUGAUAGUCGGAUCUACAAUGACUGGCAAAACCACUGGAAUCUAAGCUUUGCAAGACACACUAAAUAAGUCAAGGGAUAAUGAGUUAGAUGAAAGGAUUCAGCAGUACAAGCUAAAAAAGGCAAAGAGAUUAGGUAUCGCUAACUAAGAGUCAUCAUUUGACGAAAUUGAGCUGGAAAAGAAGACAAGCAUUGAUCUCACAGCAGAAGAAAUCAAGAUGCUCAAAGCUCAGUGUAGAAAUAAAGGAGUAGUAACGUAUACAAUCAAUCCAAAAAGCAUCAAUAUGGGACAGCUGAUGGGCACCUAUGAUGAAGUAAGUCAUGACUGGAACGACGGUAUAAUGGCUAAUGUUAUGAGAAACUGCUCUACUGAUAUCAGUGAAAGAAGAAAGUGGAUAACAUUCGAUGGCCCUAUAGAUCCAGUUUGGGUUGAAAAUCUAAAUUCAGUAAUGGAUGAUAACAAAAAGCUAACUCUGAGCACAGGAGAAACAAUCAAGAUGACUGGACUUAUGACUAUAAUCAUUGAGGCUGAAGAUUUGACUAACUGCACUCCAGCAACAAUAUCAAGAUGUGCGAUGAUCUACAUGAAAGACGAAAUAAUUCCUUUGAAAGCAAUCAUCAACAAAUGGAUAAAGUCUUUGCCCAGCUUCCUUGAGGAAUGCUGUCCUGAAAUAGACUAACUCUGCAAUUACUUCAUCCCUGACAUUUUAGAAAACUUCAUUCAUCAGACUAAUCUGAUUUACCCAGUGUCACAGAAAUGGGCAAUAAAGAAUUUCUGCAGAUACAUGGACUCGCUCAUAAAUGAUUACAGAAGUGAUAAGUUUAACUCCAAUAAUGCUGCUGCCUUUACUAUAUUCAAUGAGACUUAGAAUGAAGAGACUGCAGUUCAAAUGACUAACAAGAUGACUAAUGUGUUAGGCAAAAGAUCCUAUCAUGUUCAAUAUGCAGAUGUAGAGACUAGAUUCUAGAAUGCAUUGAGGAAUAAAAACAUGUGGAUUCAAAGUUUCUUCUUAUUCAGUUUAGUGUGGUCAUUUGGGUCUAUUCUUAAGAUCAACUUAAGAAAAGAGUUUGACAGAUAAAUAAGAGGGAAAAUACUUUGCAACACCGAAGAGAUCUCUACUAUUGCUUAGCUUAAAAGUAAAAUGGUAAAGAAGUAAGGACCUGGAGGACUGGGCAAGAGUAAAAACGAACCUAUCAAUUCUUAUGAGCCCACUGGCGACUUUAAAGAGCCAGAAAAGCCACCCUACUUCUUAUGUGCAUUGCCGCAGAGUUAUAGCUUGUUUGAAAUAUUCUUUGAUCUGGAAACUAAUUCUUGGACUCAUUGGGACUAGUUAAAGAACUCAAUGAAAGGUUUUGGAGAUGAAGAUAGCAAGUUCAAGAAGAAGGGCUCAUUCUUUAACAAGUUCAUUCCAACUAUUGAAACAAUAAGGUUGGGUUACAUAAUAGAAGCAAACAUCAUUUGCAAAAAUAAUCUACUUCUCAUUGGCCCAACUGGAUCUGGUAAAUCUUGGCUGACAAGAGAAGUGAUUUUCAAGUAACUUCCAAAUAUUUCUCCCAAGUACAAAUGCUCAUCAAUUGUAUUCUCAAACAACUCUAAUGCAGAGAAGACAUAGCACUUCAUAGAUUCAAGACUAGAGAGGAGAAGAAAAGGUGUUUACGGACCUCCAUUCACACAUAGAUAUGUCUUCUUCAUCGAUGAUUUAAUGAUGCCUUUCAAGGACGAUUAUGGAAUUCAAUCUGCCAAUGAGCUUCUUCGUUAAUGGUUUGAUUUCUAAGGCUGGUACGAUCACAAAUCUCUUGAUUUCAAGAGAAUAGAGGACAUAUAGUUCUUAUCUUGUGUCACUGUUUAUGAAUCUCACAAGAAUGCAAUUGCCAUGAGAAACGAAUGGCAUUGGUCUUACCUUGGAACUGUAAAUAUGGACGAGAGACAUUAUGUCUCCCUGUUCAGCUAAAUUUUAGAUAACUUCACAGUAAACUGGCCAUAGCCCAUUUAAGGAGUCCCAAUAACUUCAGUAAUUAAAGCAACCUUAGAUCUAUAUGCAUACUUUGAAAGGCAUGUAAAACCAACUCCAUCCAAGUUCCUAUACAUAUUCAACACAAGACAUAUGUUCAAAAUAAUCUAUGGAAUGGCUGAAGUAGAACCAGUUUAUCUCAAAUCAGAAUUUGAAUUAGCUAAACUAUGGAUCCACGAAUCUUGGAGAACAUUAUGCGAUAGAAUUUCAGAUUACGGAGAUAAGAAGAUACUAUUUGGAAAGUUCAAUGAGGUAGCAAGAAAGCACUUCAAACUAGGAAAGAAUAAGCUUUCUAAGAAAAUCGGAUAUCCAUUCUUCUGUUCUUUCAACAAAGGCAAAGACGGAAUGUAUGUAGAAGUAGAAGAUAUGAAAGAGACUACUUAGAACUUGAGAAAGUAUUUGCAGGAGUAUAAUGAAAUCCAUAAGAGAUCUAAGAUCAAUGUAGUACUUUUCGAAUUUCUUGUGGAAUUUCUUAUCAAGAUUCAUAGACUUAUCAAGCAGCCAUUCUCACAUGGUAUAUUAAUUGGUAUUGAAGGGUCUGGAAAGCAUCAACUUUCACAGAUGGCCUGCUUUUUGGCUAAUUUCCAACUUUACGAAAUCAGAUUAGAGGCAAAUUAUACAACAGAUGACUGGCAAUAAGAUUUAAAGAAUAUGCUCUAACUAGCAGGAGUUGAUCAUAAGGAGGUUGUAUUCCACUUAAAGCAUAAUGAGAUUAUCAAAGAAGAUUUCCUUGAUGACAUCAAUACAUUGAUGAAUAACGGAGAGAUAUAAGGUCUGUUCACGAAAGAAGAGUAUGAGAACAUUAUAUCUUAGACCAAUAUGAGAGCAGCUGGAUCUAUAAAUAGUGACAAGAAUAAUACUGCCAACAACUAGAUUAUCUUAGCUGAAUUUUCGUAGAAGUGUAGAGAAAACUUGAAAAUCCUCUUGAACUUCACUCCUACUGGUGCAAAUCUUCGAUCUAGAAUCAGAAAUUACAAGUCAAUAGUAAACUGCUCAACUAUUGUGUGGAUGGAUUCAUGGCCAACAGAAGGGUAUAAAGAAGUUGCGGAGACUCUACUGAAGGAAGAGGAUGUAGUUAAUAGAGAUGUUAUUCUUGAAAUAGCCAUCAGCAUUCACAUGGAGACCAUUAAUAUGGCCAAGAAUUAUUUUGCAGAAACAUAGCACUAUCUCUAUAUCACACCACACUCAUUCACAGACUUUAUUAAUACUUAUAAGGAGCUUUUUGAAUAAAAGAGAAAUAAUCUAAAGGAACUACAGGAAAGAUAUGAAACAGGUCUUGAAAGACUAAAGAAUACCUAGGACUCCGUUGAGAAAUUCUAAGAGCAAUUAGAGAAUAAUUCACCCAUGCUAAUUGAAAAGCAAAUUGAAAUGGAGAAAAUACUUGAAGUCCUAAAAGAUUAGCAUAUAAAGGUUGGAAAAAGAAAAGACAUUCUAAUGAGGGAAGAGGCAGAGCUGAACUAACAAAAGGAGAAAGCAGAACAGAUUAAGAAUGAUUGCGAGGCCAAUCUAGCAAAGGCAACACCUGAGUUGUUCUCAGCCAUUGCAGCACUAUAGAACUUGUCUAAGGUUGAGAUAAAUGAGCUCAAAACUCUGAAAAAUCCACCUAAUGCAGUCAAGUUACUGAUGGAGGCAGUAUGCAUACUUCUAAAGGUAGAACCAAUUAAGUUCAAGUCUAAGGAUGGUCUUGGCUAUAAUAAAGACUACUGGGCAGCUGCAACAAGCAAGCAUGUUCUUGGAAAUCCUAAAUUACAAGAGUACCUCAUUCAAUUUGAUCACACUAAUUUGGAUUCUGAUUCAAUGGGAUAAUUGGAGGAACUCACUGAGAAUCCAGAAUUUGUUUUUGAAAAUGUAGCCAGAGCAUGCAAAGCAGCAAGAGGUUUAUUCAUGUGGAUUUAAGCACUCAAGAAUUACUAUUAUAUUUAUCAAGAAACUUAACCUAAGAGAGAUGCACUAUUCUAUGCAGAAAAAUAAAAGGCUGAAAAAGAGGAGCAAAUAAAAGUCAAAAUGAUAGAAUUCAAAGAACUAGAAACCAAUUUGGAUAAAUUAAAAUAUGAGCAUCAGAUAAAAGAAUAAGAGACUAGAAUACUUUAAAAGUAAAUAGAUGAGUGCUCAUUGAAGAAGGAAAGAGCUACGAAAUUAUUAAAUGGAUUAGGUGGUGAAAAGCAGAAGUGGUUAGUUUGCAAUAGAAUGAUUGCUAAAAAAUUCCUAACCAUUCAAGGAGAUGUUCUUCUUGGUGCAGCAUUCAUCACUUAUUUAAGCGCGUUUACCUAGAAAUAUAGAGAACAAAGUGUUGAGAAAUGGGAGUCAAUGAUAAAGAAUUAUGGAAUCAGAAUUUCAGAUGACUUCAAUUUCAAUAAAGUAUUUGGAGAUUAAAUCAAGAUAAAAGAGUGGAAUUUUAAUGGACUCCCAAGUGACUCAUUCUCUAUCAGCAAUGCUAUUAUUCUGGAGAAAUGUUAGAAGCAAUGCAUUUGUAUUGAUCCUUAGUAUUAAGCUAGCAAAUGGAUCAAAAUUUAAGAGAUGGGCACUAAGCAAACAGGAGGAAAUGAACUUAAGGUCUUGAAUUUCAGUGAUGUAAACUUUGUACAAUCCUUUGAAUUCGCAAUGAAAUUUGGAAAGAAAGUCUUGAUAGAAAAUGUUGGUCAAAAGAUUGAUUUGGUACUUUACCCUAUACUAAAAAGAGAUUUUGUUCAAGAAGGAGGGUUUAACACUGUGAAUUUAUUCGGUCAUAUGGUGGAUAUAGAUAAGAAUUUCAAGCUUUUUAUUACUUCAGAAAUGAGAAACCCUCAUUUUGGACCUGACAUUAGUGUCAUCACAAAUUUCGUCAAUUUCUACGUUACUCUUGAAGGCUUAGAGGAAUAAAUGCUAAGCAUAGUGAUAUCAAAUCAGAAGAGUGAACUUGAGGAAGAAACUAUAAAAAUGAAGAAAGAGGCUUUGGAAUAUAUUAGAAUACUCAAGAAUCUUGAAAAUGACAUACUUCAUUGCCUUCAUAAUGAUAUUGAAUAAAUUCUAUCGGAUGAACAUCUAAUUGAAACUCUGAAUCAUUCCAAAAAGACUGGACGAUAGAUAGCAGAAAAUCUUUAAAAGGUGAAUAAGGCAUCAAACAAAAUACUUAAAUCUAGAGGCAUAUACACACCUGCAGCUUACAGAGCAGCUCUACUUUAUUUCUUGGUUAGUGAUUUGUCCAAGAUUGAAGUUAUGUAUUAAUACUCUCUAAAAUGGUAUAUCGAUAUUUUUACAGAAGAAGUAAAACAAAAGAAGCAUACAGAUCAAGACCCUCUACUUGAUAUCAUUAGAAACUUUACUUAUACUCUCUAUAGAAAUGUUUGCCAAUCAAUAUUUGAAAAGGAUAAACUUCUAUUUACAUUCCUAUUAGCAUUCAGAAUACUUGAGGGUGAAAAUUGUUUGAAUAUGAGAUUGUUUGAAUUCUUCAUCAAAGGCCCACAAAUUAAAGGCUAUGACCAUUAAGAAGUAGCUUAAUAGAAUAAAUCUCAAUCAUAACUUGAUAAAGAUGAGCAAAGUUAAUCAGGAGAUGAUGACGAAGAUGAAGAAGAACAGUACAAAAGAGAAGAAGAAAAAUAGAGAAAGGUGAAAUGUCCUUGGAUAACAGAGCAGCAAUGGCUUGCUUUAGAAAAAUUAGCUAAGAUUCCACCUUUCCAUAGACCUGGAAUAGUGGACCAUAUUCUUAAUAACUCAGAUUAAUGGCAUCAGUAUAUAUUUGCAAAGGAAACUGAUAAUAUCUAAAUGCCAGGCACAUAUGCUGAUUAUGAUUUUGAGAGAGAUCUAAAAAUGCAAAAGAAUAUGAAAGCUCCUGAAGAAACGAAUUUCUAGAAAGACAAUAGCAAGAAAAUUUAAUAGAAAAAAGCUGGUCUUAGAGAAAUUAAAGAAGUUGACGAAGAGGAUGAGAAAAUAGAUGAUAAAAUUUGGGGGUUAGACGAAGAUGAGGGUCAUGAUGAUAACAAGCAUCCAGAUUAUGAAUCAGAAGAAGGGUUAGCUGGUGAUGAUAAGAAUUUCUAGGAUGACAGAGAAACCAUUGCUGAUUCACUUGUGCUUGGAGUUGGUGAAUAUCAUGAAUUUAGACUUGGAAGUGUGAGAUUUGAAAAAGAAAUGCUAACAAAGAAAUCAUAGGUACUAAAGGAUUUGCUAAGAUUUUGUAUCAUAAGGAUAUUUAGACCUGAAAGAAUAGUAAGAGAAGUUUAAAGAUUUUUGGGAUCAGUCCUUGACCCAAGAUUCAUGGAACCUCCAGUUUUCAAUCUCGCAACAUUAUACAAGGAAACAAAUUGCUACAGUCCGAUAUUAUUCAUUCUUAGUCCAACAAUAAACACCCUAAAUGAACUUCAAAUUUUAAAGUACCAAAUUCAAUCAGAAUAAAUUAAGAUUGAAUACAUGCCACUUGGAAGUAAUAUCAAUGACAAAGUUCAGCAACUUAUUUUGAGAUCUGCUGUUUAAGGGAAUUGGCUACUACUUGAAAAUCUGCAUCUUGUUACAGAUUGGAUACCGACUCUUGAAAAAUUCAUUCAUACGAUGUACAAAGAAGAUCGUAAAGAAAACCUAAAUGAAGCAGAUUAAAGUGAUUCUGAGGUAGAUACUCAAAGACCUGGAGAUCCAAGUAUUCCGAACGUUUAAUCAUCAACAACUCAGAAUCAAAAUAUAAAUUUGUUCCCUGAAUUAAAAGGAUGCAGAAUAAGCUCUAAGUUCAGAUUAUGGUUGUCUAGCAUGCCGGUCGAUUAUUUCCCAGUAAGCUUUUUGUAAUAAUGCACUAAAAUCACACUUCAACCAGCCUAGGGUAUAAGACAAAAUGCUUUAAAGAUAUUGAAUUCAAUAAGUCAUGAAUUUUUACAAAAGUGCCCAAGAAGACAAGGUGAAUUUAGAAGACUAUUCUUCGCAUUAUGUAUAUAUCAUUCAGUUGUAAGCGAAAGGCUGAGAUAUGGACCUAUCGGAUGGAGUCAACCUUAUUAUUUCUCAGAAAAUGAUUUCUUAAUAAGUAGCAUUUAGCUUCAAGCUUUGGUUGGGAAAAUUCAAACAAGAAAGACCCCUCUGCCAUUGGAACUCAUUAGAUAUCUUGUUGGGACAUUAAACUAUGGUGGAAGAAUCAUCAAGAAAUAAGACGAAAUAACGCUAAAUGCUAUUCUAUAAACAUUUAUAUCAGAGAAGACUACAACCGAACCAAUGUACAAGCUUACAGGCUCUCAAGAUUCUGGAAUUUACUUUAUCCCUGGAGAUGGUGACUUAGGCUUUUAUAAAAUUCACAUAACGAAAUUCCCAAUCUAGGAUAGGCCAGAGAUUUUUGGGCUUCAUGAGAAUGCUACUCUCAUGAGAACAACAAACGAAGGUAAGAAUCUCUUAGAACGAAUGUUUGAAUUUGAAUUCGCGAGCAAAGAAAUUAUAAAAGCAACAAACAUGCUUGAUUAGAAUGAAGAUGAUAACCUUUAGAAGUAUUCAAGCAUUAAAAAGAGAAUUUAAGUGAUAAUUGAAGAUUUACCUGAGCUUUUGGAUGAAGAGUUAUGCAAAACAAAGUAUCCAAUUUCAUAUGAUCAUUGCAUCAACACAUUGAUUACUAAAGAGAUUUAAAGAUAUAAUAUGCUUUUGCAAGUUAUUUAUGUCAGUUUAAAGAAUACUCUGAAGGCUCUUGAAGGUGUUAUUCAUAUUAAUAAUGUACUUGAGGAAAUAUAUAGAGCCUUGACCUAUGAAUAUGUACCCAGAACAUGGUAUAAAUACAGCUACCCAUGCUUCAAAUCACUUCAGCAGUUUUUGGCUAAUCUUAAGGAGAGAAUAGGAUUUAUUAGAGAUUGGUUAACAAACACUCAUCCAGUCAGCUAUUGGCUACCUGGAUUCUUUGACCAACAGAGUUUCUUUACGAUGCUUUUGUAAUAGAAAGCUAGAAAUGAGAAGAUAUCGAUUGAUCUACUAAGUAUUGAGUAUAAAGUAAUGAGGAGAUCCUUAAGCGACAAAGGGCAAAUAGUGGAGAAGCCUACUGAUGGGUGCUAUAUUUAUGGCCUUUGGAUUGAAGGAGCUAAUUGGAGCGAUGAGCAUAAUCAACUUAUUGAUUGUGAAAGUAGAUAGCUAUAUUAAGAGAUGCCUUACUUCCAUCUCAAAGUUAUUAAGACUGUAGAUUUUGAGAAAUCUUACUCAUCAGAACAGUACUAUUCAGCUCCUCUCUAUUUAGUGGCAUUGAGAGAAAGAUUAGACAGUGAGUUCAGUUAAGGCCUAGUAACCAAUAUUCCUCUUCCUAUCGGGCCUAACUCCUAUCCAGGAUUUUGGAUUAAGAGAGGAACUGCUCUACUUUGCCAGAAAGAAGAAUGA